This is a messenger RNA of Lactuca virosa, 1176 nucleotides long. Lineage: Eukaryota; Viridiplantae; Streptophyta; Magnoliopsida; Asterales; Asteraceae. The record is from the annotation of a GenBank genome assembly.
AUUCACAGGGCAAUGCCGUCUUGCCGGGUAUGAAAUAUUGAAAUACGAGAGAGUCGAAACCCCAAAAACACAUAUGCUUGGUGCAAACAGCAACUUGUGUUUGAAUUCUUACUUGUCUGCAACUGCAACUCAUCAAGCGCGCGACAAGUGCCGAGUGAGGGUCAGAGCGACCACCCGAAUCGAGAUGGAGAUCGGUGGAUUAGAUAGCAACGGCCGGGAAUUCAAGAGCGCCGAUGAGAUGUGGCGAGAAGAAGUUGGCGAUUCACAAAAGAAGCUCGAUUGGUAUCGCAAUGGUGUUGGCUACUGGCAAGGUGUGGAUGCAUCAGUCGAUGGAGUUCUGGGUGGAUAUGCACAUGUGAAUGAGCCUGAUAUCAAAGCCAGUGAGGCUUUUCUCAAUACCCUUUUGACUGAACUUGUUCCUAAUGGCGGAAGAAACCAGCAUCUUGUAGCUCUUGAUUGUGGUUCUGGAAUUGGAAGGGUGACUAAGAAUCUUCUCAUAAGAUACUUUAAUGAGGUUGACCUUCUUGAACCCGUGUCACAUUUCUUGGAGGCUGCUCGUGAAAAUUUGGCUCCUGAAAAUCUAUCAGUCUCAGAGGAGCACAAAGCUUCCAACUUUUACUGUACUCCACUACAGGAAUUCACUCCAGAUACACAAAGGUAUGAUGUGAUAUGGGUCCAAUGGUGCAUUGGGCAUCUUGCUGAUGAUGACUUUGUGUCAUUCUUCAAGAGAGCAAAGGCUGGCCUUAAACCUGGUGGAUUUUUUGUUUUGAAAGAAAACCUUGCAAAAUCAGGAUUUGUGUUGGAUAAUGAAGAUAAGAGUAUUACAAGGUCAGAUGUAUACUUCAAGGAACUCUUUACUCAGUGUGGCCUCAAUAUCUACAAGUUAAAGGAUCAGAAGGGAUUUCCAGACGAGUUAUUUGCUGUGAGGAUGUAUGCAUUGACCACAGACACAUUGAAAAAAGUAGGUGGAUCAAGACCAAAACGAAAAGCAAAUAGACCUGCAAUCAUCAAAUGAAAAAGUUUUAAGGCUUGUUUUAUUGUAUGUAGGAGUAGUGAUUUUGUUAACUUUAAUUUAUUGCUUGAAAAGGUUUCCAUGUUUUUCAAAUCCUUAAUUAUCUUGAGGCCUUUUACUCUAAAUACUGUUACUGGGGGAACUAUAAUUUUUGUGGAUUAUGA